This is a messenger RNA of Cotesia glomerata, 2298 nucleotides long. It is a transcript of the gene Ubqn, whose product is annotated as ubiquilin-1. The record is from RefSeq and is a predicted model, not a curated record. The transcript is spliced from 6 exons. Lineage: Eukaryota; Metazoa; Arthropoda; Insecta; Hymenoptera; Braconidae. Gene Ontology annotation, cellular component: cytosol. The coding region runs from base 276 to 2021 and encodes 581 amino acids. Gene Ontology annotation, molecular function: polyubiquitin modification-dependent protein binding. Gene Ontology annotation, biological process: ubiquitin-dependent protein catabolic process.
UUUUUAAUGACCAGUGAGAAGUAGGGAACAUGCAGGAGCUAAAUACGCUUCAAUUACUCCAACCGGACACCGGAAUUUUAAAAAGUACCUAAAAAAAAAUUAAAAUAACAUUUAAUUGUUAUUAAUAACAUUAAUCAGCGCGUUUCGACGCCUCGGUGCUAACCCCUGAGCACGACACCCACAUAGAGAAAUUAUUAACAAUAUCUAGGCUAUACUAGAUCGCAGUAAAAAAGUACGAGUCAUCACAGAUACACAACACACACUAGCAGUCCAAGAUGGCAGAAGGCCAGGAGACAGCAAAGAAAAUAACGAUUUUCGUAAAAACUCCUAAGGACAAACAUUCCAUCGAAAUUGAAGAAAAUGCGAGCAUUAAAGACUUCAAAAAAGCAGUCGCAGAAAAAUUCAGCGCUGCGAUUGAGCAGCUCUGCUUGAUAUUCGCGGGGAAAAUAAUGAAAGAUCAUGAGACAUUGGAGACACAUCGGAUCAAGGAUGGAUUGACAGUUCACUUGGUGAUAAAAACACCACGUCCGGCUGCUACGCAGCCGGACACUGCGCCUCCGCCUCUACGAUCAGUUCCGGAUAUUGGAGCGAAUCCCUUCGGGUUAGGAAAUAUUGGAGGACUGGCGGGCUUGGAGAAUUUAGGACUUGGGUCUGCGAACUUUGCUGACCUACAGCAACGCAUGCAACGCGAGCUGCUGUCGAACCCAGAAUCCAUGCGGCAGGUUUUUGACAAUCCUUUGGUGCAAAGUUUGAUGGAAAAUCCGGAGAAUGUCAGGAUGUUAGUGUCGGCUAAUCCUCAAAUGCAAGAGUUGAUGCAGCGCAAUCCGGAGAUCAGUCAUAUGUUGAAUAAUCCAGAGUUAUUGAGACAAACAAUGGAACUAGCCCGGAACCCAUCGAUGCUCCAAGAAUUAAUGCGCUCUCACGACCGAGCCCUAUCGAACCUCGAAAGCAUUCCAGGCGGCCACAGCGCUCUCCGACGCAUGUACCGCGACAUCCAGGAGCCGCUGCUCGCAGCAGCAGCCAACGAUCGCAACCCAUUCGCUGCGCUGGUAGAGAACAGCACUGACAGUGUAAAUAACCCUCAGCAGGGCCAGGAGAACCGGAACCCUCUGCCAAACCCCUGGAGUCCUCCAGAGCGCACAGAGGGAGGAACUACAGGAACUGGAACUGGAACCGGAACUGGAACUGGAACCACCACCGGGUCUCUUGGUGGGACUCUGGGUGGUCUGGGUCGCGGCCUUCUUGACUCUCCAGGAAUGCAGAGCCUGACGCAGCAGAUGAUGGAGAACCCCCAGCUGCUGAGAAACAUGCUUGGCUCACCUUACACGCGCUCAAUCCUCGAGGCGAUGUCCGACGACCCCGCGAUCGCCGACAGCAUCCUCUCCGCGAACCCUCACUUCAGGUCCAACCCGCAAAUGCAAGAGCAAAUGCGUACAAUGCUCCCGGCGUUCAUCCAGCAGAUGCAGAAUCCUCAGAUUCAGAGCGUGGUCACGAACCCCGACGCCCUGGCUGCGAUAAUGCAGAUUCAGCAGGGUAUGGAACAGCUCAGGACCGUCGCUCCUGAUUUUGUUGGGUCUAUGGGAGGACUGGGAACUUUUACUGCGCCACCUACUGGAACACAAGGAACCACUACUGGAUCUACAACAGGUCAGACUGGAACAACUGGAACAGGAACGACUGCUCCAGAAACCGGAACAGGAACCGGAACAACAACCGCGAGCACCCCAGGAACUCAAGAUCCGUUCGCGAGCCCUCAGAACGCCUUUUCAAAUCUUUUAGCGCACGUUGUCUCUUCAAUGUCGCUCCACCAGCAGGAGAACGUUGACGGGCAAGGUGGCGUUGGUGUCGGAGGACAGAACCUCCCACCACCCGAGGAACGCUACCGUACGCAACUAGAACAACUUACUGCGAUGGGAUUCGUCAACAGAGAAGCCAAUAUUCAAGCUUUGAUAGCGACUUUCGGAGACAUUAAUGCCGCCGUCGAAAGAUUACUUGCCAACGGGCAAGUUUCGAUGAGCUAACCGCCAAUAUUCCAAUAAUGAUAACGAUAAUGAUAAUUAAUGUUAUUAAUUAUAAUUAAUAUUCCUCACUUUUAAUAAUUAUUCUUUUGAUUUUUGUCUAUGCAAGAGAUUUAAAAUUUUUUAAAUUACAUCCGGUGAAUAUUUAUUCAUUUAACUAAAUAAAUCUCUGGCAGUAAAUAAAAAUCAGUAACACUACUCUUGGCGUUUAAAAUUUUCACUUUGCAUUUUAUUUAACUGGUUGUUAAUUACGGACAAAAUAUAUUAUUUAUAAUAUGGA